This is a messenger RNA of Oncorhynchus gorbuscha (pink salmon), 1299 nucleotides long. Its product is annotated as leucine-rich repeat extensin-like protein 1. The coding region runs from base 1 to 1299 and encodes 432 amino acids. The record is from RefSeq and is a predicted model, not a curated record. The transcript has 12 exons. NCBI's taxonomy places the organism in Eukaryota, Metazoa, Chordata, Actinopteri, Salmoniformes, Salmonidae.
AUGGUGAGCUCCACUGUGUACCUCCCCCUGUUGGUGAACUCCACUGUGGACCUCCCCCCCUGUUGCUCCACUGUGUAUCCCCCUGUUGGUGAGUUCCACUGUGUACCGCCCCUGUUGGUGAGCUCCACUGUGUACCCCCUGUUGGUGAGCUUCACUGUGUACCACCCCUGUUGCUCCACUGUGUACCCCCUGCUGGUGAGUUCCACUGUGUACCACCCCCUGUUGCUCCACUGUGUACCCCCACCCCUGUUGGUGAGCUCGACUGUGUACCCUCCCCCUGUUGGUGAGUUCCACUGUGUACCCCCACCCACCCUGUUUGUGAGCUCCACUGUGUACCCGACCCUGUUGAAGAGCUCCACUGUGUACCACCCACCCCCUGUUGGUGAGCUCCACUGCGUACCCCCCGACCCUGUUGAAGAGCUCCACUGUGUACCCCCCUGUUGCUCCACUGUGUACCCCCCGACCCUGUUGAAGAGCUCCACUGUGUACCCCCCUGUUGGUGAGCUCCACUGUGUACCCCCGACCCUGUUGAAGAGCUCCAUUGUGUACCCCCUGUUGCUCCACUGUGUAUCCCCUCCCCCUGUUGGUGAGCUCCACUGUGUACCCCCACCCACCCUGUUUGUGAGCUCCACUGUGUACCCGACGCUGUUGAAGAGCUCCACUGUGUACCACCCACCCCCCUGUUGCUCCACUGUGUACCCGACCCUGUUGAAGAGCUCCACUGUGUACCACCCACCCCCUGUUGGUGAGCUCCACUGCGUGCCCCCGACCCUGUUGAAGAGCUCCACUGUGUACCCCCUCUCCACUGUGUACCCCCCCGACCCUGUUGAAGAGCUCCACUGUGUACCCCCGUUGAGCUCCACUGUGUACCCCCUGUUGGUGAUCUCCACUGUGUACCCCCUGUUGGUGAUCUCCACUAUUACCCCCCAUUGCUCCACUGUGUACCCGACCCUGUUGAAGAGCUCCACUGUGUACCACCCACCCCCUGUUGGUGAGCUCCACUGCGUACCCCCCCUGACCCUGUUGAAGAGCUCCACUGUGUGCCCCCCUGUUGGCCCUUACCCUCUGGCAUUAGCUCCCCCUGGUGGUUGGAGGGGGAUGGAGCGCGGUGGUGGGGAGAGCCCCCAUAUGCAGGACAGUCCUGAGCGGGAGCGGCGGGGGGGCAGCCCGGACCUCAGCGGACCACCGCCAGGGAAGAUGGGGCGUCUGGAGCGCAACGGGAGCCCCACUGGGCCAUGUCUCCUACACCACAACGGCAACCCACACGGACCCCUGGGAGAACUGAAGUUCUGGCCGUAA